ACACGAUGGUUUCCACAGCAACGUCGGCCAGCAACCGUUAACAGAGACGUUUGAAAUUUCUAAGCAACUCAAACUGUUUGUUAUUUGCCAAAAGUUUGUGGCCGGGCUGUAAACAAGUGCUUGUUUCGAUCAAAGUGCAAAGUGAGAAGUGAAUCGAGAGAAUAAAACAAUUAAUAAAAGAUUUAUUUUAUAUUUAUGAACGUGUUGAGUUCAUAUAUUCAUUAAAAUUAAACUAAAGCUGAAUAAACAGUCAAUAAAAUGGCUUGUUCCACCAAAACGUUAAAGGCCUUCUCCUUAAUCUGGGAUACAAUAUAUGCGCUCUUUGGCGUGAUAGUCAUUGCCCUUGGCGUGUACAUUAUUUUAAAAUUGGAAUAUUUCGACAUAGCCGCCUUAGUCAUCAUCGUGUUGGGCGUGAUUGUUGUGCUGGCUGCCAUUUUUGGCACCUUGGGUGCCACACGUGAGAGUAGUCGCAUGUCGAAAACGUUCGUGGUCAUACUGAUCGUUUUGGUGAUACUAGAAGUAUUGGUGGUCGGCUUCUUUUGGAUCUUCCAAACAUCUUUCCUUAUCAAUGUUGAUCAGACGUUCGAUCAGUUGUGGCGCGAUCAGCCCGUGCCCAUUAAGCCCGGAAAUGUCAGCCAAAUAGCGAACAUAGAGCGUUGGCUCGAUUGCUGCGGUAAUGUUGGAUCUACAGAUUACAUACUGCCGCCAAAUAGCUGCUAUAAUAGCGAGACCGAUAAACUCAAUGUCGAGGGUUGUCGCCAAAAGUUUUUGGAUUAUAUUGCCGAUCGCUGGACAGCAUUCAACAUAUUUGCGGUGAUCCUGGUGAUUGUGGAGCUCGUCUGUGCCGUUUUUGCUUAUGUGCUGGCCAAUAGUAUUGUGAAUCGCUGGCGACGCUCGAAAUACUUUCCAAAAUAAGCACCGUUUGCAGUCUUAAGAUAUUGUGCACAUACUCAAGGCCAAAGAAUUCUCAAUACUGUGCAAAUAAUAAGCAAUAAAAUGUCCAUUGGAAUACUUAUGAUGUUUGCUAGUCUACCUCAUGUUCAUCUACACUUCAAGCAUGCGCGCACAAGAGCUCAUUGAGUGCCAAAAUCAGUGUUCAAGGAAAUUUCAAGAAAAACCAUACAAAGUAAUUUUAAUAUACUUGUAAAAGCAACUUAUAUAUUUUAUUGCAUGUGACAAUAGUUUCGCUUUGAAAUUCUCUAAACUUAAACGUAAUUAUUUGUGUAAUUUAACAAAAAAAAAAAACAUUUCAAGUGCAAGUUAUUUUAUGUAAAGUUUUCUCUACAUUUAAGCAAGUUCGCAAUAAAGUUUACGUAUAUUAGUUAACAUAAAA
Molecule: messenger RNA, 1333 nt
Organism: Scaptodrosophila lebanonensis
Lineage: Eukaryota; Metazoa; Arthropoda; Insecta; Diptera; Drosophilidae
Exons: 5
Coding region: 259-915 (218 amino acids)
Cellular component (GO): membrane
Source: RefSeq, a predicted model, not a curated record